AUGCUCGCACCUCGUGACGAGUUCCAGGCCGACGCGGUAGCCGCGAGGGUCAUUGACCUCGACAACAAGCUGUGCGUACAUAUGAUCGAGGUCGACAUCGCCUCACCUCGACACGACGACGCGCUCAAAUGCAGCGAGUACAUGUACCUCGUCUCGAGUCCUCAAGGUGGCGACGGCGACACGGCCCGCAACCCGUCACCCCACCUCAAGAGCUUUCGCCUGGAGAAGUUUGCCGUCGAGGCAAGGCACCCCAGACUUGACUCGCUUGUCGCCGACUACUGGUACAUGCGCCAGCUUGACGCUGCCUACAAUGCGGUCAAGAUGCGUCUCGGUCAUGAGCCCAUCGAUUGGGUGCACACGAACGAAACCGCGUGGAUGGCCGCUACCCCGACCUACGGCUACAGCGACCUCCUCCUCCACAGCACGUAG
Messenger RNA from Saprolegnia diclina VS20, 429 nucleotides. RefSeq lists its product as hypothetical. The record is from RefSeq and is a predicted model, not a curated record. The coding region runs from base 1 to 429 and encodes 142 amino acids. The transcript has 2 exons. NCBI's taxonomy places the organism in Eukaryota, Oomycota, Saprolegniomycetes, Saprolegniales, Saprolegniaceae.